AUGCAUCUCCCCAAACUCCCCCCAAGCGCAACCUACAUCCGUCUAUCCAACCCCUCCAAACGCAACGCCCUCAGUCUCCCCAUCCUCCAAGACCUCAAAACCCAACUCACCAAAGCACUCACAUCACCAACCACAGGCCAACUACGUCUUCUGCCACCGUUCAAAGACAACAUCCUCAAAGAUCUAGAGAAAGCCGUGCGCGGCAAAGACACGGCCAGUGAUGCGUGGAAGAAGUACGGAUGGCUUGUGAAUGCCUCGGAGUGGAAGAGAGAGCGCGCUGGUUUGCCUGAUGUGCUUGUUCUUCGGAGCGAGGGCCCGGUGUUUUCGUCUGGGCAUGAUCUGAAGGAACUUGCUCAGCUUAGCCAUGACGAUGUCAAACUGCUCUUUAGUCUCUGUGCAGAGGUUAUGGGUUUGAUCAGACGCAGUCCUGCCCUUGUUGUCUGUCCCAUUCAAGGUCUCGCUACGGCUGCAGGUUUCCAACUUGCCAUGACGACGGAUUACCCGAUUGCUCUGCCCGACACCAAAUUCUCAUUACCCGGUGCUAAAAUCGGUUUACCGUGCACCAGUCCAUCCACCGCUAUAUCGCGCCGUUUACCACCCGGGGCAACACACAGACUCCUCGCGACUGCAGAGCCCAUCACAGCAUCAGAAUACCCCGGCGCAGUUGACGUGGUAAAGGUCUCGCAAAAUGACAAACCCGAAGAUGUCUUCGAGGAUCGUGUGGCAGUUGUGAUUAACCAAUUAGCGUCUAUGUCUCCACAACAGCAAGCUGUUGGGAAAUGGGCCUACUGGACUCAACUUGGUAUCGGAGCGUUGAAUAGUGAAGAGGGUGGUGAUGGGUAUGAGACGGCGGCGCGUUGGGCGGGAAGGGUCAUGGCUUUGCAUGCGAGGAGUGAGGAUGCUAAAGAGGGUAUUGCUGCAUUCUUGGAAAAGCGUAAACCUGAUUGGACAAGUAAGUCGAAGUUGUAG
This is a messenger RNA of Fusarium sp. VM40, 969 nucleotides long. Lineage: Eukaryota; Fungi; Ascomycota; Sordariomycetes; Hypocreales; Nectriaceae. The record is from the annotation of a GenBank genome assembly.